This is a messenger RNA of Cariama cristata (Red-legged seriema), 1725 nucleotides long. RefSeq names its product STE20-related kinase adaptor beta (gene STRADB). The record is from RefSeq and is a predicted model, not a curated record. Lineage: Eukaryota; Metazoa; Chordata; Aves; Cariamiformes; Cariamidae. Bases 1 to 1251 code for a protein of 416 amino acids. The transcript is spliced from 11 exons. Gene Ontology annotation, molecular function: ATP binding; protein kinase activity; protein serine/threonine kinase activator activity. Gene Ontology annotation, biological process: protein phosphorylation.
AUGUCUUGUUUGGACUGUUCCUGUAUUCUACGUACACCAGUUGAAUCAAUCAGACCAGAAGAGCUAUCUCAGAGCAGCCUCCAUGAAUGCCUGGCUGAUUCUGAUCUAGCCUGGAUUCCCUCAUCUACGGGAAGGAAUGAAAUGGUAUUUUGCUCUUCUAAUGUCUCUCACUAUGAACUCCAGCUGGAAAUAGGAAGGAGGUUCAACAACUUAACUUCAGUCUACCUUGCACGGCACACGCCUACAGGCACGCAAGUUGCUGUAAGGAUCACAGACCUAGAAAAUUGCUCUGAAGACCAUUUGAAAGCCUUACAGAAUGAGGUGGUUUUAUCCCACUUUUUCCAGCAUCCCAACGUAAUGACACUUUGGACGGUGUUUACAGCUGGUAGUUGGCUUUGGGUCAUCUCCCCAUUCAUGGCCUAUGGUUCAGCUAGACACCUGCUGAAGACUUACUUUCCUGAAGGAAUGAGUGAAGCUUUGAUAGGGAACAUUCUGUUUGGUGCAAUCAGAGGAUUAAAUUACAUGCAUCAGAAUGGCUACAUUCACAGGAAUAUUAAAGCUAGCCACAUUCUGAUUUCAGCAGAUGGGCUGGUUUCUCUCUCUGGCUUAAACAACCUCUACAGUUUAGUUAACAAUGGACAAAAGUCAAAGGUGGUAUAUGAUUUCCCCCAGUUUAGUACAUCUGUGCUUCCUUGGCUGAGUCCUGAACUACUGAGACAGGAUUUGUCUGGGUAUAACAUGAAGUCUGACAUUUACAGUGUGGGAAUUACAGCAUGUGAAUUGGCCAAUGGACAUGUUCCAUUUCAAGAUAUGCCUCGCACUCAGAUGCUGCUCCAAAAGCUGAAAGGUCCCACAUACUGUCCUUGGGAUAUAAAUACCCUUCCCCACGGGGAAUCCAGGAUGAAGAAUUCCCGAUCAGGUGUUGAUUCUGGAAUUGGUGAGAGCAUGACACGCACAAUGACCAGUGAAAGACUACAAAUUCCCUUUUCCAAAACGUUUUCACCUGCUUUCCACAACUUGGUAGAACUUUGUUUGCAACAGGACCCUGAGAAAAGGCCAUCAGCAAGCAGUUUGCUUUCGCAUACGUUCUUCAAACAGAUAAAAGAACAAACACAGAAUUCACUGCUGUCUCUAUUACCACCUCCUCUUCAAAAUAACAGAUCAGAGUUCUUGGCAAUGCCCUCAACAGCAGUUGGGACUGAACUUGGACAUAUUACUGCAAAUCAAGGUGAUGCAGACUGGGAAUUCUAAAUAAAUACCAAAUAAUCAUACCUCUCCUGUGCUUCAAAGAAGGAAAAUGUGAUUUGUAUUUGCUGCUUUAGUUUGUAUGGUUAAAAUACAAUUAGACAAAGUAUACUUGAAAAUGCCAUUGAAGUCGCCAUAUUUCAUUAAGUACUUCCUCUGUUGGCAUCAUGAAGUGCAGUGUGCCUCACUUUCUGACUGUAAGGAAAACUGUAUAGAGAAUGGAUGAAUGCUUAUCUCCUUAUUUCAAAAUAUUUCUUAAUAAGAGAGUUCCUGCUGUAAUCUUACUCUAUUUUCAGCUCAUAUUGCUGCAGUCCAUGUGCCUUUCUGAAUUCAGGGCUGGGUUUUGUCUGUGACCUUAAACAAUCUAUUUGUCUUUUCAUUAUCACCCAAAAUAUUUUAGUAAGGAAAAAUCCUUCACUUCCAAGUCUUGAGUUUGAAACUGGACAAAUUAGUUGCUUAUGCAAAUAAAUGUUUCUCUUU